Messenger RNA from Sphenostylis stenocarpa, 432 nucleotides. NCBI's taxonomy places the organism in Eukaryota, Viridiplantae, Streptophyta, Magnoliopsida, Fabales, Fabaceae. The record is from the annotation of a GenBank genome assembly.
AUGAAUUGUAUCUGUAGUUACUUGAAAAGGGGUGUGAAUGAUUGGGGUAGAGUUGCUAAUGAUGCUGAGACAGAGCAGAUUGUCCUUGAUGAAGAAGUCUGGCUUUUGCAAGGGAAAAAUGAGUUCGAGUUGUGCAAAUGCGCAACAAAAUUGCAUUUUGAAGACCUUGCUAACAGAUAUGACAAUCCAAUUAUUGUUCUUAAUUUGAUUAAGAUAGUUGAGAAAAGGCCUCGGGAAAUAAUGUUGAGGCGUGAAUUUGCAAAUGAUGUUGGGUAUCUGAACCAAAUUCUACCGGUAGAGAACCAUCUUAGAUUUAUUCCCUGGGACUUUCACAAGUUUGCAAAGACGUUCACAAGAUCUUUUUCCCCGAUUUUAGAAGGAUAUCGAUUGCACCAUCUUUGUACGGAGGUUGUAGCGGAGCUUAUUUCUUAA